Messenger RNA from Priceomyces carsonii, 1824 nucleotides. RefSeq names its product allantoin permease (gene DAL4). The transcript has a single exon. Gene Ontology annotation, biological process: transmembrane transport; nucleobase transport. Gene Ontology annotation, molecular function: nucleobase transmembrane transporter activity. NCBI's taxonomy places the organism in Eukaryota, Fungi, Ascomycota, Pichiomycetes, Serinales, Debaryomycetaceae. Gene Ontology annotation, cellular component: plasma membrane. The record is from RefSeq and is a predicted model, not a curated record. Bases 1 to 1824 code for a protein of 607 amino acids.
AUGAAAAGAACUCCUCUAGAAGUCGAGAAAGUCACUACUCUUUCCUCUGAGCAGGUAUUUGACCAAGCCCGAGAAGAUGAAACGAGCUCGAACGAACAGAGGAGUAAGGAUUCCUUAUGGAGAAGAUUUUACCAAAAGCUAGAAAUUAAAGAGCAAGGAGAUUUUACUGCAACCCAGUUGUUCUUGUAUAAUCAUGACUUACGUCCUGUUGAGCAGGCACGAAGAACUUGGGGUUGGCAUAACUAUGUUUUCUUCUGGGUUGCAGAUUCAUUCAAUAUUAACACCUGGCAGAUAGCUGCUACAGGCAUUUCCGACGGUGGAAUGACAUGGUGGCAAACAUGGCUUUCAGUCUGGGUGGGAUACGCUCUCUGUGGUAUCUUUGUUAGCAUAGGGGCUAGAGUAGGAAUAUUGUACCAUAUUUCCUUUCCUGUUGCAGCAAGAUCAUCAUUUGGUAUUUUUGGAAGUAUAUGGCCUGUCUUGAAUAGAGUAUUCAUGUCUGCAGUAUGGUAUGCUGUCCAAUGUGCAAUUGCAGGGCCCUGUAUUAGUGUGAUGUUGAGGGCUGUUUUCGGAAGAGAUUUGGACAAGACUAUGCCUAACGGUAUCAAAAAUGAUCCUGACCUUACAACGUUCACGUUUUUAUCAUUUUUUUUAUUUUGGUUAUUCUCAUUACCAUUUAUAUGGUUUCCUCCGCAUAAGAUAAGGCAUUUGUUCACUUUUAAAGCCUAUGUUGUACCAUUUGCUGGCUUUGGUUUCAUGAUUUGGGCACUUGUUAAAGCAAAGGGAGCUGGUCCUGUGAUUCGUGCUAAAGGAAAAAAGGAAGGUUCUGAAUUAGCGUGGGCUUUCAUUGAAUCUACAAUGAAUGCAUUGGCAAAUUUUGCGACCUUGAUUGUGAAUGCUCCUGAUUUUUCACGUUUCGCAACCAAACCUUCGUUCUCAAUGAAAUAUUUGGUGUACUCACUUUCAAUACCGUUAUGUUUUUCAAUUACUGCGUUGAUUGGGAUAUUGGUCUCUUCGGCUGCCUCAGAGUUAUAUGGUGAACCGUUUUGGAACCCACUUGAUGUUUUAGGUAGAUUUUUGGAUAACUAUACUGCUGGAAAUAGGGCAGGGUGUUUUUUGAUAGCUUUCGCGUUUGCAAUUGCACAGUUGGGGACGAACAUUUGUGCCAAUUCAUUAUCUUUCGGAACUGAUGUUACGGCGAUGUUACCCAGAUUUUUAAAUAUUAGAAGGGGGGGAUAUAUUUGUGCUAUGUUGGCGCUUCCUAUAUGUCCAUGGAAAUUGACAAGUAGCUCGAGUACCUUCACGACUUAUUUAUCAGCCUACACAGUUUUUCUCUCAUCAAUAGCCGGUGUUGUCGCAAGUGAUUACUUUUAUGUUCGAAGAGGUUAUAUCAAAUUGUCACACUUAUACUCGUUGUUUGCUCCCGAAAAUCCUAGUAAGCCUUCUUUCUAUAAAUUCAACAAGAUUGGUUGUAACUGGAGAGCUUACGUUGCUUACAUUUGUGGCAUUGCACCAAAUAUUACUGGUUUCGUUGGUAGAACAAAGACCCAUCAUGUUCCAGCUGGAGCCGAAUAUGUUUAUAAACUAAACUUCUUCAUGGGGUUUUUUCCUGCGUUCCUUGUUUAUGCUUUUUUGAGCUACUUGAGUCCGGUUGCAGGUACGCCAGAGAUCAGCCCUUUCGAUAGAUCAUGGUACGAAGAAUGGCAAGACGUAGAAGAUUUCGAGGAUGAGUUGGCAGGCCAUAUUGUCCAUCAAGGGAUUGACCCAACGAUGAGUUACACAUCAGGAAGAUCUGAAAAGGAUACAAUUAAAGAUUCUGUAGUUUAG